Molecule: messenger RNA, 913 nt
Organism: Exaiptasia diaphana
Lineage: Eukaryota; Metazoa; Cnidaria; Anthozoa; Actiniaria; Aiptasiidae
Product: probable serine/threonine-protein kinase DDB_G0281745
Exons: 1
Coding region: 70-798 (242 amino acids)
Biological process (GO): protein phosphorylation
Molecular function (GO): ATP binding; protein kinase activity
Source: RefSeq, a predicted model, not a curated record
GUAUCAACAUAGAAGUAUUAAAUACACAGGGGAAAGAAAUUAAUCUGAAUUACGGCUACUUUCUGAUCGAUGGGAAACAAGCAAUCCGCAAUCGACAAUGUUCGAUUCGGAGAACGAAUUGGYGGUGGUUCUUAUGGAGAAGUCUUCAAGGGAACUUGGAAUGGAAGGACAGUUGCUUUAAAGAGGCUACASUCAUUCUUCUUCGAAGAUGGCCAUGGCCUUUAUAACCAAGGAAAAGUCUUCGACAACUUGAGCAGAGAAUGGGAGAUUUUAUCUACUUUAAGUCACCCAAACAUUGUUGAAUACUACACUGUUAUUGUGAGCGAAAGAGCUCCUCCGAUUAUCGUUACAGAAUUGUGUSAAGGCGAUCUUUACCAUUUCAUUCGCUUCGAGUGCGAUCGCAAAGUUCUGUUCAAGGAUGUGGUAAAUAUCAUGAGCGACGUGGCGGAGGGAUUGAAAUAUCURCACAGUCGUGUMCCUCCGAUUAUCCACCGAGAUCUUACGAGUAAAAACGUACUGUUGACAGGAAAUAAACGCGCCAAAAUCACCGAUAUGGGAUUGUCCAAAGCGUUUCCUCAAGGGGCCAUGUAUGCUACUGCAGGAGUAGGGACCCCGGUGUAUAGUGCACCAGAGACCUAUCCAUUAAGGCACCAACCGUCGGGACGCUUUGCAGAAAAGGCCUACUACACAGAGAAAGUCGACGUAUUUUCGUUUGGUGCGAUGCUAUUGGAAAUUAUCAUUGGUCGRCUACCCAAGUCACAGUUGCMAGAUCCUCUGCUUGAWAGUAAUGUUUUAUAACACAUUUGUUACGUCAUUUGGACGCACAUCACGUCUUUACUACUUUUAGUCAUUAAGAGUCAGAUCACUUGCAAGCUAGCGCGGCGGCCAUGUUUUGUGUGGAGUGCAAGCAUAA